UCGGACUGAAGAUGAGCGUUGUUGUAGUAUUCCGCUGUCAUUCAUAACGUAAACAUACCUUUUGAGACAAAUAGAGCUCCAAGAUUUAGACGAUGUUGAAUUUCGGGUUUGCUCCGAUUCUGAUUGCCGUGCUGGGACUUGCGAUUGAAUCGGAUGCGGGCGCAUUGAAUAUAACAACUAUUUAUCGGGAUUAUUUGCAGAACAUGAUUGAUGCCAUAGACGUGAGCGUUGCACCUUGUGAUAACUUUUUCCUACACGCGUGUGGCAAGAUGAACUUUAAUGUCACGACUGUAGGAGAUAAGCAGUCACAGGAGGAAUAUCAACGUUCGCAACGCAUCCCACCGUUUCUCUACAACCACCAAGAUUAUUAUGAAUUUUUCGAAAGUCAAAAAUCGAAGUUCAACACCCAACCGGGUGUGCUGGUACGAGAUUUAUAUGACCUCUGCAAAGAGGCAAACAUUGAGAAGGUUGGACCGCGUCGUAUCUGGUUGUAUAUGAUUAAUGACAUUCCCGUGAUGGAAAACGAUCGUCACCUGCUACGCAAAUGGCCUUUCCUGCAAUAUCAAUGGGAGACAUAUGAGCGCCAGUUGGACUUGAGCUGGCCACUGUUGGCGGGGGAAUUUGCUGCCCAUGGUUUUGAGAUAUUCUUUAAUAUCUUCUUUGCGGAAAACACAAUCUACAUUACACGCAACAAGGAUUUCCUAUGUCCAAGUCUGGAAAAAUUCCAAGAUUCGCUGAAGCCGCUACUUCGGCAAAGAAAUCCUCAAAUCGCCACAAUUACGGGCAAUGAAAUGUGGCAUUUUUGUCGCCAGUUGAAAGGCGAGAUUCCUCUGUCCCACGAAACUCUGGAGAUGACCGAUUUUCUGUUGGAUGAAACCAUGAGCGACUUUCUGCAGCGUUACUUUGCCCGCCUCAAUCUAACGGAUGAGGAUAUUGAAGGGGCACGUAAAAUUGUGGUCAAUGUCCACAUUUUGAGCGAAAUGAUGGCGGUGCUGAAGGCGACCAAUCCUCGCAUUGUUUACAAUUAUGUCGUCUGGCAUGUGUAUCAGCAGCUAAUGGACAUGAACGAUUGCUUUUCGCUGGCGGACGAGUUCCAAUAUUUGCUGCAAGCAGAAUACUGGCAGUGGUCCGCCUUUGAAGAUCAUUUCCGGCGUGAGGUUGCCAUGGCCACAUUCCUCUUUCAUACAACACGUUUCCAACGUUAUUAUCGCAAUGGCGUUACCAGCUCAUCGGUGGAGCGUUUAUUUCAGAAUCGUUCUCAACGCAAAGAUCUCAACAUCGAGAGAUCCAUACGCAGCUAUGCCAAAGAACUACAAAAUCCCGAGAAAUUCUCUUCCAUAUAUGAGGUGAUCGAGUCGAGGAACAUGAUCCACAAAAUGAAAUUCUACACAAAUCUCGUGGAAAUAAGAAGACUAUCGAUUCGCCAUUCUUUCUACAAUUCAUAUGUGGACCAGGAAGAUAUGAACUUUUUCCAGGAAUUUAUAAAUUUCUGUAUUCUAGUGUUAUACCGACCGCGUCUUCACUAUUUCGCCACCUAUGAUCGAAAAAUGUGGCUGGAUUCAAAGCUACUUGAAAGUUCGGAUGCUUUACUAACGGCCAUGGAUUGUCUAGAUCGCCAGACUCUGCUGCAUGCCGAUGACUAUGGUGAACUGUAUGAAGCGCUGAAAAUCGAACAGGUCACCGAUAUCUACAACUUCUACAAAUCGUUCGUGGAAUCGGUAGCCGAUUAUAACUUUUGGCUGGAGAGCGAAAACUUUGCAAUGGCCGAAGAUUUUAUUUUUGAAUAUUUCCACUUGGACUCGUCGCGCAUUAUGUUCUAUGCAGUAGCUCAGCAGCUGUGCCAGCGUAACGAUGCCCUCUAUAGCGUUGUCAUCAAUCGUAGCUUUAUGAAUAUGCCGGAUUUCCAGCGAGUAUUCGAGUGUAGUGGCAUUGAUCCAAUGAAUCCAUUGACAAAAUGUUUGAACGAUAAAUAAAAAAAUUGCGAUAUUUAA
Musca domestica (house fly) is the source of this 1991-nucleotide messenger RNA. RefSeq lists its product as uncharacterized. Gene Ontology annotation, cellular component: plasma membrane. Gene Ontology annotation, molecular function: metalloendopeptidase activity. The transcript has a single exon. Gene Ontology annotation, biological process: protein processing. Bases 93 to 1973 code for a protein of 626 amino acids. NCBI's taxonomy places the organism in Eukaryota, Metazoa, Arthropoda, Insecta, Diptera, Muscidae. The record is from RefSeq and is a predicted model, not a curated record.